AUGGCUUUCCUUUGGAUCCUGCCCUGUCUGGCUUUCAUCAGCACCGCCUGGGCAGGCUGCGGCACCCCUGCCAUUCAGCCAAUCAUCAGUGGCUAUGCCCGGAUUGUGAAUGGUGAGGAGGCGAUUCCUGGUUCCUGGCCCUGGCAAGUCUCCCUGCAGGAUAACACUGGGUUCCAUUUCUGUGGCGGCUCCCUGAUCAGUGAAGACUGGGUGGUGACUGCAGCCCACUGUGGGGUCAAGACAACUGACCGUGUGGUGCUGGGUGCAUUUGACCUGGGCUUUCUAGAAGAGGAUGUGCAAGUCCUGAAAAUUGCCCAGGUUUUCAAGAACCGCAAUUUCAACAUGCUCACACUCAGAGAUGACAUCACUCUGCUGAAACUGGCCACUCCAGCCAAAAUGACGGCCCGUGUGUCUCCUGUGUGCCUGCCUAAAGCCACUGAACACUUCUCUGGAGGCAUAACCUGUGUCACCACAGGGUGGGGCCUGACCAACCCCAAUGCUCAGAAGACCCCUGACAAGCUGCAGCAGGUGGCCCUUCCACUCCUGACUAAAGUACAGUGCAAGUCAUACUGGAGCUACAGGAUCAAAGAUUGCAUGGUCUGCGCAGGUGCCGAGGGAGCCUCCUCCUGCAUGGGUGACUCUGGUGGCCCCCUGGUGUGCCAGAAGGAUGGCAUCUGGACCCUGGUGGGGAUCGUCUCUUGGGGAAGCAAUACCUGCUCCCCCUCCAGCCCUGGUGUUUACACCCGUGUCUCCAAGCUCAGGCCCUGGAUCAAUGAGAUCAUAGCAGCCAAUUAA
Molecule: messenger RNA, 795 nt
Organism: Gavialis gangeticus (Gharial)
Lineage: Eukaryota; Metazoa; Chordata; Crocodylia; Gavialidae
Product: chymotrypsinogen 2-like
Exons: 7
Coding region: 1-795 (264 amino acids)
Biological process (GO): proteolysis
Molecular function (GO): serine-type endopeptidase activity
Source: RefSeq, a predicted model, not a curated record